AUGCUGCGACUGAGUCGCCUGCACAAGACGGCGCUGCCGAAGCUCGUCAAUGAGGUCCGCCGCACCCCCGCGUACCUGCGACACGCCCCGCCGGGUUUAUACGUCACGUGCGACUUCGAGAAGGCUGCGCGGCACACGACGCUGCUCGUGGAUGCCUCAGCCGAGGGUGAACCACCGCUGACGAGUGGCGUCUACGUUCUUGCCUCUACAGGGGGCGACGACCUCGACUUUCAGCAGGCGCAGAGCGUCCUCGUUGGUCUCCCAGGCGCGCAGGACGCGACGCAGGCCUCGCGCUUCGUGGACGCCGUGCUGCGCCCCGCCCUAACACGCAGCGGCAUGGCAAUCCCGUUUGAAGGCAUCCGGACAAUCGUCCUGCCCGAGCUGCACCCCUUCGUUGCGCACACCGUCACGGAACUCCUCUCGCGCCUGCCGCAAGUAAAAUUUGCGUGUGGCCCAUUGAUGACCGCGUUUCUUUCCGACGCCAACUUCUUUACGGGCGUGCGAAAGUCCCUGUGCGAGAACGACGCACAUCUCCACGCAAAGUCGAUCACAUUUGCCGAUGUGCCGCAGAAAAACCUCCACCCACUAGAGGACGGCUCGGCGGUGCCAGUCUCCGGCGAAUGUCGCCAGCUACUCAUGGCGACGGGCGACCUCUCGCACGCGCGCGAGAGGUGGCGGCGGGACCGACGGAACAAGCUGAAGCAUUUUGAGUCGUACCCACUCUUCUUGUACGACCCGGCCUUCUGCGCGAUGCUCGCGCCCCCUUCUGCCGGUGUGCACUUUGAUUGGCUGCCGUUUGUCGUCCACGAGGCAGACGCCGGUGCGCUUCUACCGCUGCCGGAUUUUUUUUCCCUCCAGAAGCCCGGUGGAUCUCCCCUUCUGGAGGUCUGGAGGCUCCGUGAGCAGGCGCACCAGGUGGCAACGGCGCUGGAGAAGUUUCCAGAGACGCAGCGUGUGCUGACUGCGUGUUACGGCGAGGUCUCCGGUGGCGCCGACGGCUACCUGGCGCGGCUGCAGCAGGCAGUGCAGAAGUUGGAGGAGCUGCGGAGUCGUCUUGGCCGCCGUCUGGCCACCGACGCCACGCGGGACACGGAGAGGUGGGGCGCCAUUCUGGAAGAAAAGGUCCUGAAGGAGGCCGUUUUCACGAACACGGCGGAGACGCCGACGGCGGCGGAGGUGCUUGCGGAGUACAGGCGCUGGGCAAGCGCCGCCUUCUUGGGAAGGCUCUCGCGCGCGCUCGCGCUGGCCGCCGCCACACUCCCCCCUGAUGCCCUGCCGGAGGCGGCCAAAGAGGCGGCCCCGUCGCCGGCGGCGGCGACGGACGAGGACGGGGCGGCCGGCGUGCAGCUGCUGAAGCGCCACUUCGAGGGGCGCGGGAUGGCCUCACUCACGCCGGUGCUGGAGCAGGAGGAGAUUGACGUCUCGGUGUUCCUGGCAAUGAGCCAGGAGGACUGCAAGAGGGUGUUUAGGGCCACCUUUGGCGUGGUCAAGAAGAUGGAGCUGCUGCAGCAGGAGCUCCGCUCGUCACAUUAA
Trypanosoma conorhini is the source of this 1533-nucleotide messenger RNA. RefSeq names its product putative serine peptidase. The record is from RefSeq and is a predicted model, not a curated record. The transcript has a single exon. Lineage: Eukaryota; Euglenozoa; Kinetoplastea; Trypanosomatida; Trypanosomatidae. The coding region runs from base 1 to 1533 and encodes 510 amino acids.